GCCAAGGUGGUCCCCAACGCCCCGAGAGGGGACUCGCUGGAGGUCGGCCUCACAGGCUCCGUGGAGUUCUUCGAGCUUUCGGACGAGGUGGACGAGGAGAACGCGAAGUCGGAAGACGCCCUGGACGAGUGGUACUCGAAGGACGUCGACCUGGUGCAGGACGAAGGGGACGCCGAGCUCGGCGCGCGGCUGGAGGAGCAGCUGGGCCUGCACUCGGACGAGGAGAAGCUGGCGAAGAGCGUGGGCGACCCUUCGAUGUUGGGCGUGCCGGCCUUAUCGUCCAACCACGUUGGCGGCUGGAUCGAGAAGGCCGCGAAGCUGCCCGCGGUGCCGCGCUUUCCGUUGCUGGUGGAGGACAAGUGGCAGCGCCUCUGCUCGGAGAACGCGGCGGUUUACGCCAAGAUGGAGCGCGUCCAGGCGGGACGACGGCUCGCCAACGACAUCAUGGUGGGGAUCAUCCGCGAGAAGGGCACGAAGGAAGAGUUCUUGGAGGAGGUGGAGUUCCCAAGCGUCAGCCUGGCGGCGGUGGCCAGCAGCUCGGAUGCCAAGCCGUGCGCAGCACGGAUCGACCGUCUGGGCGAGAUCUGGCAAGUGCUGGAUGAGGUUCGCAACGACACCAUGGCGGGGAGGAUCGACGGCAGCGACGGUUUCCUGGCUUGGCUCGAGGACUGCCUCGCCGACGUGGAGGAUGCCGCCAUGGGCGGCGACGAGGAGAAAGCAGCCACGGGCUGA
Molecule: messenger RNA, 732 nt
Organism: Prorocentrum cordatum
Lineage: Eukaryota; Dinophyceae; Prorocentrales; Prorocentraceae
Source: the annotation of a GenBank genome assembly